Messenger RNA from Trichomycterus rosablanca, 3563 nucleotides. RefSeq names its product BCAR3 adaptor protein, NSP family member (gene bcar3). The transcript has 15 exons. The coding region runs from base 345 to 3086 and encodes 913 amino acids. NCBI's taxonomy places the organism in Eukaryota, Metazoa, Chordata, Actinopteri, Siluriformes, Trichomycteridae. The record is from RefSeq and is a predicted model, not a curated record. Gene Ontology annotation, biological process: small GTPase-mediated signal transduction; positive regulation of peptidyl-serine phosphorylation. Gene Ontology annotation, molecular function: phosphotyrosine residue binding; guanyl-nucleotide exchange factor activity.
AGAAGCGUCUCGUCAUUCUAGCGGCAGACAGUUAAUGUGAAGAGUGUUUAUCAGCUCCAUACACACCUCUGAGACUGGAAGGGAGAAAAGGAAAAGGGAAUUUUUGACUCGCUGGUAUCAUUCAGUAUUUCUGCAUCCAGAAGUCCUGCUGCAAAGAGAGGUAAAUCAAGUAUCCGAGAUGACCAGAGAGAAGAGAGGAGAGGACAGAACAGAAGUGAAGAGUCAAACCAGAAGAUGAGGAAUAAAGAAGGCAGUCCUGCAAGGCACAAGCUCAAAGUAAAUUUAUAAUUACAGUUUGCUUCGAGCUUCAAGUUGUUUAAAGAAGUUGUGGUGGAGGAUUCAUCAUGAAGCACCUGUCCAUCUCUAAAUGGCUCAGUCAGCUGGGUCUGCCGCAGUACUGCCCACUGUUUGAUGAGGAAUAUGAUGGUGUCGAGGACCUUUUGCAUCUGACAGAGAUGGACCUGUUGGGGUUGGGGGUCCAUAGUAGACUUCAUCGCAUCCACAUCCUCUCAAGCAUCCAGGUUCUGCGGGAGAGGGAGACAAAAAGAGAACUGAGGAUGAUGGCAGAGGGGAGGUUUGCCAGUUUGCCCAGGAACAUGCACGUGGGCCGGCAUGGUCCUCUGGCAUCCUCUAUGGACCUGUUGAGUUCCAGCAUGGCAGAAGUCCCAACCACCAGUUAUCAGGGCAUUUCCAUCCAUGGAACCCUGCCCCGAAGAAAGAAGGGAAGUGGUGGCUUACCGUCUAGGCCUUGGGAGACAUGUGGGUCGCUGCCACACCCCACAUGCUACCGUCUACCCUCAUCACCGCUUAUACACAACAUUAUAGAGGAACACCAACCUCUUCGUUUACAGAGAGAGGAUUACACAGCACACAGGGACGCUGGCGGUAUGGACCCCACCAUGGAGUAUGUCAAGUUCUCCAGAGACAAGUACAUUAUAGAUGGAGCUCCAGAGAAGCUGCGCAGAGAGCUGGAGGAAGAGCUGAAACAGUGUGGCGAGGAGCCAAGAAGCCAUGCAUGGUACCACGGAGGCAUACCCAGACAGGUAGCGGAGAGCAUGGUCCAGCGAGAUGGUGACUUUCUAAUCCGUGAUUCACUCUCAAGUCCAGGCAACUAUGUCCUGACGUGCCAGUGGAAGAACAGUCCCCAGCACUUCAAAAUCAACAAGCGGGUGGUGGUGAUGAACGAAGCCUACUCACGUGUACAGUACCUGUUUGAGAAGGAAGGUUUUGACAGCAUCCCUGCUUUAGUAAGAUACUACGUGGGCAACCGUGAGCCGGUAUCUGAAGUAGUGGGAGCCAUCAUAUUCCAGCCCAUUAACAGGACAUUACCUUUAAGGUGCUUGGAGGAGAAGUAUGGAGUCGGAACUCUGCGUGCAGAGUCUGGCCACAGAGAGAGGAAGAACCAGAACUCCAAACGACUCAGCUUGAAUAUCAUGAACGGACAAGUUGCAGAUCACACCCUUGGUCGUGGGAAUCUCCUGAGCAACAGAGACAAGUGUGGGAGCCACCCGGCGUGUCUGAACCACAUUCAGGAGAGGAGACGGCCGCUGAAGACCCAUCAGUCGGAGAGCUUUCUUCCACUCGGAUCAAGACCGCAGGCCCAAACUCUCCAUAUGGAGGCGCAAUCGUGCCCCAGAUCUCCCGUGUUUAGAACAGGCAGCGAGCCAGUACUUAGCCCUACGGUUACUCGCCGGAUGCCCUAUGAGAUGCAGCCAGGCGAGGCAAUCCGAGGUUCCGACAGUCAGCUCUGUCCCAAACCACCCCCUAAACCAAACAAAGUGCCAUCUAUGAGGUUCCCUCAUUUACCUCUCGCCACUUCAGUACCUCCUGUUGUGCCCCAGAAGCAUUGCCCCUCUACACAGCAGUUAACCACACCUGGUAGCCCAGAGCUUAGCUAUUGCAGACUCAGCCCACAUAGUACUUUAAAUUCAGAGAUCAGCACCAGUAAUGGCUAUGUGGACAGGCUAAAAGUCGAAGAUAAUAAAACGAUAAGCGACAGAAGCAUGAAGCUGGAUCGCAGCUCAUAUCAUCACGCUAUCGCGGCCUUGGACAACAGCAGCGAUGAGGAAAAUGAAGAGCAGCAGCCAGGAAUCCGAAAGGGUGCUGACGUAAAGAAGGUUCUGGGAUGUCAGAAGCCUGUGUUUGAGAUUGUAUCGGCGUUCAGACCGGGAGAUUUGGAGUUUAGGCUCCUGCCAUCAGAAAAUAAACCACUGGAGAUGUCUGUGCUGAAGAAGGCCAAGGAACUGUUGGUCAGUAAGGACCCCAAGACCAUCGCCAAGCACAUCCUGCAAGCGGACUGUAAGGUUGCCAGGACCCUAAAUGUAUCAGAGGAAAUGAAAUAUCUAAUGGGUGUGACUUCUGGUCUUGAGCUAGUAACCCUUCCACAUGGAAAACAACUCCGUCAGGAUCUCAUGGAAAGGCAUAACACCAUGGCGAUUGGAGUUGCGGUGGACAUCCUGGGGUGUACAGGAAGCCUGGAAGAAAGAGCAGCCACAUUAAACCGUAUCAUUCUGGUCACUCUGGAACUGAAAGACUCCAUGGGAGACCUUUACGCCUUCUCGUCCAUAAUGAAAGCACUGGACAUGCCUCAGAUCACCAGACUGGAUCACACGUGGACAGCCUUACGAAGGAAUUACACACAGACGGCUAUACUUUAUGAAAAAUCUCUUAAACCAUUCUAUAAAGGCCUGUACGAAGGAAGCGCGGAAGUUCCACUGAGCAGCACCACCAUUCCACUGUUGAUACCUCUCCUCACCCUGAUGGAAAGACCCACAGUUACUUUUGAGGGCAUGGAGCUCUGGGAGAGCAGUGACGACGGAUGUGAGAUCAUGCUGCGCCAUCUAGAUGAGGCUCGAGCUGUUGCACGCAACGCUGAUACUUAUACCUACAACGCGCAACGUGUCCUACAAGACUUCAGUCCUGAUGAGGACAUGUUGGAGAUCCUAAAGACUGAUUUCCAGUUACGCCUGCUCUGGGGCAGCCGAGGGGCCGGCGUCAACCAGACAGAACGACACGACAAGUUCAAACUCAUCCUGACCGCACUGUCCAAAAAACUAGAACCUCCCGUCAAACACACAGAACUGUGAGAAAAGCAGACACAGGUCACUUUAAAGAGCUGCACAGAAAGACAUUGAAACUGCUGUACUCUGUACUGCUGUGUAUUUUUUACAAGUGCUGUGGUACAUUGGCUCUUUAAAAAACAAGCAUAUGCAAAAAGUUAUGAUAAACAGCAAAGAAGUUGAAGACUUCUGAAAUUUGGACUGUGAAGGAUCAGAUAUUUUUGAAAGAAAUGCAAAAUGAUGUGUAUGAGUAUUUCAUAUGAGGACAAUAACAGUCGUCUGGUUUAUGGUUCUAGAAUUGUAAGGUAAUAAGUGUGAAACUGUGUUGAAAUGAAAAGAUCCCACAUGGAAACUGGUGUACAUAGUUGUUAUUAAGGUAAGCAUGUGGAUGCUAAUCAUGUAAUAUAGUUUAUUCGUUAAUGUCAUUAAUGUGUAAAUAGUAAAACGAUUUUAAUAUCUUUAUAUGUUGCAAGAAAUGUACAGAUAAAUGUCUAAAUAAAAGAG